UUAGAAAGACAAUACGAUGAUAAAAUAAGAAAAAAAAUUAUGAUUUUUCAUUUUUUGAAUCCAAAAACAUACUGAUUGGUCACUUUCCUCUUGAAUUCAACCAAUGCAUACAAUUGCAGACUUCUCUCCCCGUAAAGAAAAUAUAUUUACUUGCACAAAGAUUCGCAAAUCACUGGAAAGAAGAGGAGACAAUGAUGUCCAGCCCCAACUCAAUUGAAUUGUUAAAGCAGGAGCUUCCGGUUGAACAAGGUUCUUUGCUUCUCAAUGCCGAUGUUAAGGCUGGUCUUGUUCUCGUCGACAUCGUUAAUGGCUUCUGUACCGUCGGUGCUGGCAAUUUGGCCCCAAAACAGCCUGACAAGCAAAUUUCUACAAUGGUAGAAGAGUCUGUGAAGCUUGCUAGAGCUUUCUGUGACAAGAAAUGGCCUGUUUUUGCUUUUAUUGAUUCCCAUCAUCCUGACAUACCAGAACACCCUUACCCUCCUCAUUGUAUUGCUGGAACAGAUGAGGCAAGGCUUGUUCCAGAAUUGCAGUGGUUGGAAAAUGAAAGUAAUGUCACACUUAGGUGUAAGGAUUGUAUUGAUGGGUUUUUAGGUUCUAUUGAAAAAGAUGGGUCAAAUCUGUUUGUGGAAUGGAUCAAAACUAAUCAGAUCAAAUUUAUACUUGUGGUAGGAAUCUGCACGGAUAUAUGCGUUCUGGAUUUUGUUUGUUCAACACUAUCUGCUAGGAAUCGCGGUUUUCUUUCUCCUCUAGAGGAUGUGUUUGUGUAUUCUCAAGCUUGUGCAACAUUUGACCUUCCAGUUCAUGUUGCCAGAACUAUCAAGGAUGUUACAGCACAUCCGCAGGAGCUGAUGCAUCACAUAGGUCUUUACAUGGCCAAGGGGAGGGGAGCCAAGGUUGUCUCAGAGGUUUCUUUUAGUGCACUGCAAUAAUUAUGAUCUUCAUUUAUCCAAAAAUGCUGGCAGGGAAGCUUUCUAAUACAUGGAGAAAUGUUAUAAUAUAUGUGUAUAUACGUGGAGAGAGUAAAUUUUACUUAGCAAGGCCAGGUUAGGGUCAGAGGUGGGAAUUUGUGGUAAAUAACUAGUUUGCUGAUAUAAGGUACUGUCAAAUUCUGUUCACAAUUUGUGAUGGAAAAUUGUGUUUCAAGCUAUUCUUAUUCUUAUUAUUUGUUUAUUUGUUUUGUGAA
This is a messenger RNA of Jatropha curcas, 1183 nucleotides long. Its product is annotated as nicotinamidase 1. Lineage: Eukaryota; Viridiplantae; Streptophyta; Magnoliopsida; Malpighiales; Euphorbiaceae. The record is from RefSeq and is a predicted model, not a curated record. Gene Ontology annotation, biological process: pyridine nucleotide salvage. Gene Ontology annotation, molecular function: nicotinamidase activity.